This is a messenger RNA of Vitis vinifera (wine grape), 2509 nucleotides long. Its product is annotated as probable receptor-like protein kinase At1g11050. The coding region runs from base 184 to 2160 and encodes 658 amino acids. Gene Ontology annotation, molecular function: protein kinase activity; ATP binding. Gene Ontology annotation, biological process: protein phosphorylation. The transcript has a single exon. Lineage: Eukaryota; Viridiplantae; Streptophyta; Magnoliopsida; Vitales; Vitaceae. The record is from RefSeq and is a predicted model, not a curated record.
UAUGAGACUGGACUAACCUUAGCUCUCCACCCAGCAGAUGACAAGGAGAGAAGGCUUUUGACUCCCUUCCAUUCAAUCUCUGCGUCUCUCCCCUAUCAUUUCUAUCUCUGAAACUCCAAAUUUUCCCAAAUCUGAAGUCACCCACCAUAGAUCCUCCCAAACCCAGAAACACAGCCAACAAACAUGGACAACGGCAGCAACUUCAGGUGGGUUUUGAGCCUGCUGACGACUCUCUGUCUCCUCUCUCUCCCCGCCACCACCGCUCUCUCUCAAUCCUCCAACGUCUCCUCAUGUCCCAUGGACUUCAACUUCGUUCUCAGAAUCCCAUGGAACUCCUCAAAUUGCCACAACUUCAUCUCACAGGGCAGCCCCAGCGACAACAGCAAAACCCCAUGUUGCACUACUCUCCUCAGCCUCUUUGCAGUCGCACUCGCUCAACACCUCAAAGAGACCUCCCUCUUUCGGCUCCCGGAUGUCUCCACCUCCCAAUCCUGUAUCCUCGAUUUUCAAUCCAAGCUCACCUCUCUUCUCCUGCCCAACAACCUCGCCUCCUCUUGCUUUAAUCCUCAGCGGUUCGUGAUUGGACCCAACAUAUGUGCCGGUGUGCAGAACAUCUCCGACUGGGUGGCGAAGCUCGGCCGCUCCACCGCCCUCGACGGCAACUGCCGGGCGGAUCUCAGUGUCCUGACGGCAUGCGACGCCUGUGUGAAAGCUGGGUUCCAGGUGCAAUCCAAGUUGAUUCAGAUUGAUGGUAACGAGUCUCAUAGUAAAGAUUGCUUUUAUUUCACGAUUUUGUAUGCCGCUGGCGUUGUGAAUGAAGCUGGGCCUGAGAGUAAUGGUGCAAUGUCGUGUGUACUGGCAGUACCUUUGGAUUCUCAUGUGGGGUCUGCGAGUAAGAGCCAUUCGGCUCUGGUUUUUGGGUUGACAGGGGUGGGUGUUGCUGUAUUGGUGAUGUCCUGCUUGUUGGGGCUGUACUUUUGGUGGGAGAGAAAGUGGGGGACGAAGAGUAAGCGGAGUGAUUCAGGGUUUUUCGGAGUGGAUUUGGAGGAUUUGGGAGGGUCUAGGCCGCGGGUUAGGCCGAAUACUGGCUCAAUCUGGUUCAAAAUUCCGGACCUUGAGAGGGCGACCGACAAUUUUUCGCAGAAGAAUUUCAUUGGGCGAGGGGGGUGUGGUCUUGUUUACAAGGGGACUUUAGCAGAUGGGAGCAAUGUUGCAGUCAAGAAGAUUAUAGAGUCCGAUAUUCAGGUUGAUGCAGACUUUUGUAAUGAGAUUGAGAUCAUUAGCAAUUUGAAGCAUAGGAAUCUGGUUCCCCUCAGAGGGUGUUGUGUGGUUGAUGGAGAUGAGAGUUAUGAUGACAGGGCAAGCCAGAGGUACCUUGUUUAUGAUUACAUGCCAAAUGGGAAUCUUGAUGACCAUUUGUUUUCGAAAUGGGAGAAUGGGAAUGGGAAUGGAAUGGGAAAGAAGCCAUUGACAUGGCCUCAGAGGAAGAGCAUAAUCUUGGAUGUGGCAAAGGGGCUUGCUUAUCUUCACUAUGGAGUGAAACCCGCGAUAUAUCAUCGAGAUAUUAAGGCCACAAACAUACUGUUGGAUGCAGAUAUGAGAGCAAGAGUGGCUGAUUUUGGGCUAGCAAAACAGAGCAGGGAAGGGCAGUCUCAUCUCACUACUAGAGUGGCCGGUACUCAUGGGUACCUAGCCCCAGAGUAUGCGCUUUAUGGACAGCUGACUGAGAAGAGCGAUGUUUAUAGCUUUGGGGUGGUUGUUUUGGAGAUAAUGUGUGGGAGAAAAGCUCUUGAUUUGUCAUCACGAUCGCCGGGGGCAUUUUUGAUAACUGAUUGGGCUUGGUCAAUGGUGAAAGCUGGGAAAAUAGAAGAGGCUUUAGAUGCUUCUUUGUUGAAAGAUGAGGAUUCAUCAAAUUCGAACCCAAAGGUGAUAAUGGAGAGAUUUUUGCUGGUUGGGAUUUUGUGUGCUCAUGUUAUGGUGGCUCUCAGGCCUACCAUUUCAGAUGCACUGAAAAUGCUUGAAGGCGAUGUUGAGGUUCCUGCCAUUCCCGAUAGGCCAGUGCCUCUUGGGCACCCUUCGUUUUUCACUGAUGGGAAUACGUUUUCCAUAUCACCAGCAUUGAGCGGACCUCAAUUACACUCAGGAGACAUGCUCAGGUAAUCAAGAAUGUUUAUAAUGUAUAGUCUCUUCACCCAAAAGGCUACAUGGAUUGAACUCCCUCAGUUGAUUCAUGGAACGUUGUUGAGAAGAUGAGACCAUUGAAGAAGGCUCGGAGAUUGAUGUCCACAAAUGAAUAUAUCAAAGAUUUAUAUGAGCAGAUGGUAUUUUAUUUUUUAAAUCAUCUGAUGCACAGCACUGAGCAUGGAGCUUAGUUUGCUUUCCUAUAAGCAAGGAUGAAAAUGUGUUUAACAAAUAUAUCCGAAAUAUCGGAAAAAUACUAGUGGAUAUUUGGUCAAAUAUCCACUAUCUCUUCUUUUAUAAUGGAAUUGACACAAGGUUUAAUAGUUUA